AAACAUCGAUUUUCAGUCGUUUUUGCUGCUGUUUUAAUAGGUUAUAUACAACUAUCGAUCUACAACGCUUGUGGUGAAGGCUUCCACUGUGGUUUGACGAUCCAGCGAUGGCUGAACACAUCUGAAGUCACGGCACACGACAUCCUUCGAUACUUCCUAGCGUAUUUCGACAUCAAAACAGUGUUAAGUAUGAGUGAUUAAAUUUUCAUCAUGUCGGAAAGUCCUGGAGGCAUGAGUGCCGUUCUUUUGAAAAGUGUCGGCUGACGGAGAACGCCAUCAAAUAUGGAACACCGGAUCUUCUUCUUGAUGCUCGGCGUCAUUGUCACUUUUUGUGACGUCACCUCCGAGGAAACGUUCCGUCUUAAAAUAGGGAUCGUCGGUACUUGGACGCCAGUCUUUGACGAAUUACUGAGAACAAUUGGACUUUCACACCCAUGGCAAAUCUAUAACAUCACGACAGCCAAACCCAAAUCGCAGUAUGACAAAAUGUUAAAGGUGAAAGACUUUCUUACCGAUAACCAAAUUGACGUCAUUCUUGGUCCCUAUGAUGACGCCACGGGUAUUGUUGCCGAUAAGCUGAGAGUCCCGUACAUAUGCACCACUGGGUCCAAACGUAACCUAAACUACACAUUCCAGAUUCUUCCCCCGCUGGAAGAUUUUAGUCAGGCCAUAUUUGACAUGACGAAAAGCUACCAAUGGGACAAAGUCAGCUUGUUCUAUGAUGAUCUAAGAGGUGUGUAUAUCAUGGAGCAGCUGUUGACCAACCAUGACAUGAUGGUUAAAUCGUGGCACGUGAAGGGUGGUUCUGAUAUAAAGGCGGUGGAGAAACAAGUGAGGGACCACCUUGUGCGGAUGAGACAGGCUUUCGUCCAGAAAAGCAUCAUAUUCUGUUCGAAAGAGCACACUGAAAUCAUUCUAGAUCAGGCCAGAAGUCUAGCAAUGCUGUCUCAGCCUUCUGAAUGGUUUUUCUACGACCCAGGGGAUCAACUGGUUCCGGUGUUCAAAAAUUUCCCUGACGUCUUUGUUAACUUCACCGUGUUUGGGUUGAUGGAGUUCGAUAGUAGAAACGAAAUCACCUCGGUGGAUGACUCGCGGCGACUGAACAUCAGCCUGGCCGCAGAUUCUUUGAGGCUGUUGAACGCGACUCUGCCCAAGGCCGUGGAAGUCCAGAGAAACGAAGCCGCAUUUACAAUUGCAGAGGAGCUCAGAAAGAUUAGAAUUCCUGGUUACACUGGGGACAUAGAGUUCGGUCCCAAUGGGAGGCGGUACAAUUACACGAUCAAACUCUCAGAAAUAGAAGGUCUGGACUCCCUUCAGAUAUUUGUUACCAGACAUCAUGACGUUUGGAAGAGAGGGUUUUUGUUGUAUCAUGUUGGAGUUUGGAGGUCGCAUAGCAACUCGAAAGAGGACAAGAUUCACUUUGAAGAAGUGAAACGCUUGAAUAGAAACUACUCCUUUCCGCUGAAAGGAAGGACAGUGUCCGUUGUUAUGAUAUUGGAAAAACCGUUUACAAUGCAAAAGAGAGACUACAUGCAACGGUUAGGCAACGAUAGAUUUGAAGGGUUCGCCGUUGAUCUAAUUACCGAAGUGGCAAAAAUGCUGGAUUUCAACUUCGAAAUAUACCUUGUCCAUGAUGGAAAAUUCGGUACCAAAAAAGAGAACGGCGAAUGGAAUGGGAUGAUUGGCGAACUCUUGGCAGGGAAUGCCACCAUGUUGGUUGCCCCUCUCAGCAUCAAUUCCCAGAGAGAGGAGGCGGUGGACUUUACCAAACCCUUUAUGACUCGUUACAUAAGUGUACUGAUGAGAGUACCUAAGUCUGAACAAUCUUACUUUGAAUUCCUUAACCCCCUCCACCAUAACGUAUGGUACUGCACCUUUGGGGCUUUCAUGAUGGUCAGUGUCAUCCUCUACUUUCUGGAACGGUUCGGAAUUCGUCAAAACAAAGACUACCCCACUAUAUCUUUUCGAGAGAGUUUCUGGUUCGUGUUUGGGUCCCUUUUGCAAGGCAAUACAGAUUCGUCUCCGUCUACACUUCCGGGUCGAAUUUUAACCAGCGCGUGGUGGUUUUUUGCUCUCAUUUUGAUCUCAUCUUAUACAGCAAAUUUGGCUGCGUUUCUGACAGUCAAGAAAAUCAACACUCCCAUUAAAUCAGUCACGGAUCUUGCAUCUCAGACCAAAAUUAAAUACGGCACCGUGAAGAGCAGUGGAAUCAUGUUUUUCUUCAAGAACACAAAUAUUGAACACUUUGCCAAAAUGUGGGCUCAAAUGUCGGAAGUGGACCCUUCUUCCAUGGUGGACAGUACUGACGAAGGCUUUAAGAAGGUCAAGGACGGGAAUUAUGCUUUUUUCUGGGACACAACGGUCAAUAAGUACAAGACAAUAGAGGACUGUCAGUUCAUGGAGAUCGGACCUCACUUUGACCCUAAGGGAUUUGGUAUCGGAGUUCCUCCGGGGGCCAUCUAUAGAGAGGACCUCUCAAUGGCUAUAUUAAAACUGAGCGACACCGGAAUGCUCCAUCAAUUAGAAAACAAGUGGUGGCCAAGUAGAUCCUGUCCAGAUUUGUCCAAGCCUUCGGCGGACGAGACCUCGGAGCUCAGUAUAGAUAGUGUGGCAGGGGUGUUCUUUAUCCUCCUCGGGGGCAUCGCUCUGGCGGGAAUCGUCUGCGGUUUUGAGCAUUUUGCAAAGGUUGUUAAGAAAGCAGCAAAAACGAAUAAAGUGGUAAACAUUUUGCACACGUUAGUUUUAGUCAAUAGACUGCUACAUCAGAACUGUACGGAUUUUAUAUUCUAUGUAGAAUAGUAUAGUAAUAGCAACUUAUUGUCACGUGUUCGUCCCAUAAAUAUUCAGAUAGUCACAUUAACGGUCCAUUUUAGUACAUUUGUAUUAAAAAAUCAAAUUUGACUCUAAUUAAACAACGUUUGUUUGUCUUUUGUUAUCAAAACUAGUAUUGUUCAACUGUUCAUCAACUUUUUAAAAGUACAAAAUUGAUCACACAAUACCGUUUUUUUUUUCUUGAAUGAAAUUCAUUGUAUAAUUGGAUUUAAAUGUACCUUUUUUAAAUCACGAUAGUUCGAUUGAGUAUCACAAGCUUUGUGGUCUUUAAGUCUAAAACCGUGAAUCGACAGUUCAUUUAUAUGGCACAUAAAAUUCUGUACUGGUAUCUGAUUGAAUUAAAUAAAAUUGUCGUAUUCACUUUCAUUGACGAUAUGUCAAAUGAAUCGGGGGAAGUUGAUCAAGCAGACGGUCUCGUGAGAGGCCGCAGACGACAGGAAUAUUCACUAAAGCGGAAUUGUUAAUGUAAUCAAUCAAAACUAUGUUUGCUAUGUUUAAUUUUUGAUAAUAAUAAAAAGUGAGAUAGUAUUGUAAUUUUCAUCAAGAAUUUUAUUGACAUUGUAUUGACAAUGACAAAAAUCAAGACAGAAAAUGUUUGGCGACCUUUGAUUGUACUAUUGCUUUCUGCUGCACCAUGGGAACGGGGGAAUGUGGGCCUGCCUAUUGGGAAAUUAUCGGGAAAUGCUAGGGUAAUCACUCCCCUAAAAUCGGCUUCUUUAAACAACAAAAAAAUGUGCAUGAGAAAAUAUAAUUCGAAUACAUCUGUUUUUGUCUGGUUAUUGCCAAUUCUAUUUAAUUCAUUUAAGGAUUACGAUGAGUCAGAAAAAUUAUAACAAUAAACAACAACGAAAAAUCCGUAAAUAUCCGAAUUCCUAUAUACCUUCUCGCCAUUUUUUUUCUUAACGCAAACACUGAAAGUUUCUCAUUCAUGAUAGACAGACGAAACAUUUACACCCGAAUGCUAAUCACGCUUCAUCAUUGGCUAUACUGCAUCGACAUCGCUGCGAUCAUAUCAUCAUUUUUGCUGCAUGAUCCUAAAUAUUGUGUGAUGCACUCACCAUUUAAUUUUUCAUAUUGUUUACCUAUUUUAUUUCAUAAUUCAUAUAUAACCAAUCUUUUAAUUCGCCAUUUCCUUCUUUGCAGGAAAAAAGAGGUAAAACGUUGUUCCCUGCAUGAUUCGGCUUCUUUUCUUUCCAAAUACAGCUUGAAAUUUGAAAGAAAGAAAAAUAAACCCUUGCUUUUGCUAUUGAUGUGUCUGUGCAAAUAAUCAGAGCGUGUAGAUUUUGAAGAGUGAUCAUCCAACUACUUAACUGUGACUUCAUUUACAGAUAUGCAACUUUAACAAUAUUUCAAAAUCAGGAAAACCCUUUGAUUUACGUGAUAACCGAUUUCACUCCUUAUCAUUAGAAUUAGGGAUGGAGUGUCAGUUUAAGCGAAAGGGAAAUUCCGUCUUUUUAGAAUUACAUUUUGCUGCAACAAUUUCUCAGUAGUUCUGUAUCCGCGUCAUGCUGCGUUUAUCUUAAUGAUGGCUAGGUGGUAAGAGGAAGGGGGUGUACAACACAUCUUUAAUAUUGAAAUUUGAAAUAUAUAUAUUUUUUUUUUUUUGUAAAUAAAGAAUGUAUAAAAAGUUUUAAAGACAUUUCCAACUUUAUUCUUUCAUGCGGUUUCAUAAAUGAAUUCCAUGGAAUUAUCAAUAAUGUUUAUCCCGAUUUUUUUCUCCAACAGAGAAUUUAACAAUACAGUUAGAAUGCAUCUUGAUCAUUUCACGUACGCCAAGUGCUUCUCUAUUCUUCAUCAGUUCUUAUGAUAUUUUGGUAAUUUUGAGUAAAAUAUAUGGCAGCAAAAGUAACAUUAUAUUUAACGUUCUUUAAAGCAUGGAAAGUGACAGUGAAAAAAACCCGUAAUUUUCAUCCGUAUUUAGAAGAUACAGAUACGAUUAAAAUAUUUUAAUAUUGAGAUGAUUACUCUUUUACACUGAUCAACAUAUAUCGCAUAUAU
Messenger RNA from Magallana angulata, 4830 nucleotides. RefSeq names its product glutamate receptor 4-like. Gene Ontology annotation, molecular function: transmitter-gated monoatomic ion channel activity involved in regulation of postsynaptic membrane potential; glutamate-gated receptor activity. Gene Ontology annotation, cellular component: plasma membrane; postsynaptic membrane. The record is from RefSeq and is a predicted model, not a curated record. The transcript has 13 exons. Gene Ontology annotation, biological process: modulation of chemical synaptic transmission; monoatomic ion transport; synaptic transmission, glutamatergic. NCBI's taxonomy places the organism in Eukaryota, Metazoa, Mollusca, Bivalvia, Ostreida, Ostreidae. Bases 283 to 2799 code for a protein of 838 amino acids.